GCCCCGCCAGCCCGGACUUUACCUCCCGGCCGGGCCCGCGUCGUUCCGGGCCAUGUGAGCCGCGGGGCCGGGCCGCGGGGCCUCACCGGCUGCGGGAUGGAGCGCAGGAAGGUCUUCGUGGCGCUCGACGUGCUCUGCCUGGCGGUCGCAUCUCUGCCCUUCAUCAUCCUGACACUGGUGAACUCCCCGUACAAGCGAGGCUUCUACUGCAGUGAUGAUUCCAUCCGCUACCCCUACAAGGCAGACACCAUCACCCACGGUCUCAUGGCUGGGGUCACGAUCACCUGCACUGUUGUCGUUAUCUCAUCGGGGGAGGCAUACCUGGUCUACACUGAGCGCCUCUACUCCAAGUCAGAGUUCAACAACUACCUGGCUGCCCUCUACAAGGUGGUGGGGACCUUUCUCUUUGGGGGGGCCAUCAGCCAGUCCCUGACUGAUCUGGCCAAAUACAUGAUCGGCCGUCUUCGGCCAAACUUCCUGGCUGUCUGCAAUCCUGACUGGUCCAAGGUGAACUGCUCCAUCUAUGUGCAGCUGGAGAAUGUCUGCCAGGGAGAGAGCAGGAACAUCACUGAGUCCAGACUGUCCUUCUACUCGGGACACUCCUCCUUUGGGAUGUACUGCAUGAUGUUCUUGGCGCUCUAUGUGCAAGCCCGGCUGGUGGGAAAGUGGGCCCGGCUGCUGCGUCCCACCAUCCAGUUCUUCCUCAUCACCUUCGCCAUCUAUGUGGGCUACACCAGGGUGUCCGACUACAAGCACCACUGGAGCGACGUGCUGGUGGGGCUGCUCCAAGGGGCUCUCAUUGCCGUCCUCAUUGUCCGCUACGUCUCUGACUUCUUCAAGCACCGUCCCCCACAGCAGUGUGAGGAGAAGGACCCAGAGCGCAAGCCCAGCCUGCCGCUCACCCUGAGCGACCCUGACCACAAUCACUACAGCUACCGCGGCGCCCCGUGAGCCGCGCACGGCCCGCGCACACCGGACUGCAGACCUGCCCCUUGCCGUGCUCUGCUCCUGGCUCAGGGAUGGGGAUGCUGGCUCUAUAUUAACUGUUGGCUCCGUGGCUCUGGUGCCUCUGGCUGCCACAGGUGCCAGCAGGACAGCCCUGCCUGUUCCCACUCCCGCAGUGCUGUGGUGCCCAGCUCCCCGUGCCCACAGUGCUGCUGUGCUUGCCGGUACCUGGUGAUGCCAGUGCCCUGCCUGUGGGAAGGGGAUGUCCUCAACCCCUGUGCAUCUGAGUCAUGCUCCAAAGCUGCUGUCCCAGCCUUCCACGUGGAGGAAGGGGAGGGAGGGGAGGGUGGCACGUGAGGAUGGAUUUAUUGGGCUGGCAAAGCACACUGAGCGAAGAGCAAACUCCUUGGCAAGUCUGAGUUUGCCUGUGCUGAGUGUGUGUUGUCCCUGUCAAAUUAUCCAGCCUUCUGAGUACAAAUCCUCACAGGCACAGAGAGAGGAGGACAACUACUGGGCUAGCUAUACUUUUUUGGAAAGGAUUAAAGCAAUCCAGAGCUUUU
Lepidothrix coronata (blue-crowned manakin) is the source of this 1505-nucleotide messenger RNA. RefSeq names its product phospholipid phosphatase 2 (gene PLPP2). Gene Ontology annotation, biological process: signal transduction; phospholipid metabolic process; phospholipid dephosphorylation. NCBI's taxonomy places the organism in Eukaryota, Metazoa, Chordata, Aves, Passeriformes, Pipridae. The coding region runs from base 97 to 951 and encodes 284 amino acids. The transcript has 6 exons. Gene Ontology annotation, molecular function: phosphatidate phosphatase activity. The record is from RefSeq and is a predicted model, not a curated record.